Rhea pennata is the source of this 464-nucleotide messenger RNA. It is a transcript of the gene PCP2, whose product is annotated as Purkinje cell protein 2. Bases 63 to 464 code for a protein of 133 amino acids. The transcript has 4 exons. Lineage: Eukaryota; Metazoa; Chordata; Aves; Rheiformes; Rheidae. Gene Ontology annotation, molecular function: protein binding; guanyl-nucleotide exchange factor activity. The record is from RefSeq and is a predicted model, not a curated record.
UGGCGUGUGCUUGGCGUGUGCUUGGCGUGUGCUCGCCCCCCCCCCCCCAGCCGCCCCACGCCAUGGCCGCGCUGCCCGGCGGCGACGGGGCCCAGAAGGAGCCGGCGCCGGGCUCCAACCCGGCCAGCGAGGCGGAGCCGCCGGAGCAGGCCGGCUUCUUCGCGCUGCUCAGCUCGGUGCAGGGCAGCCGCCUGGAGCAGCAGCGCUGCAGCCUGCCGCCGGCGCCCGCGGACGGCGCGGAGGCGCUGCUGGAGCUGCUGGCGCAGAGCCAGGCGCGGCGCAUGGACGAUCAGCGCCUGCCCGUGGCGCAGCUGCCCGGCUUCCCCCCGCCCAAGGAAGUGAGUGCCCCGGAGCGAGGAGCCCGGGUGCCACGGAGGCCCCGGCGCUGCCGUCCCCAGCAUCGAUGUCCCCAGGGUCCCCGCUGUCCCCAGGUGCCCCCGGCGCCCGUCACCCCCCCACAAUAA